UACAUACGUGUUUUACUGCUGCCAAAAAGGGCACAGACUGGGGAACACCACAGACAACAGGAGUGAUGUGAAAAUAUAUUUCAAAACUUAUUUAUUAAACGUGAAAAAAUCCAUGAAUUAGCAAGAUCAAUCGUUCAUUCAUUAUCACAUCGUUCUGUUGUGAUUUAUCGUUUAUAUAUUGCUCCAAUUGUCAGAUAGAAUUCAAUGGAAAAUUGAAAGGGAAUUAAAUAGUGUGGAAACGUGAGAGUGGGAAAAACAACAAUGUCGAGUGCACUGGAGAACAAGAUACUGAAUUUGCAGGAACGUCUCAGGGCGGAGAAGGAAUCGAUGGAGAGGGAUAGACAGAUUAAUGAUGUUCCUGGGACUAACAACCAAGUGCAACCAUCUUCGUCGGCACCCAUGUCCAGUCCCAUCGUUCGAAGGCCACAGAGGCUUGGUGACAUGGGGACGCCGACAAGGCCCAGGAGACAGCUGGAUCUGCCAGUGUCACAGAUGUUGCCACCAAAGCCACACGACAGCGAGGUAGAAUCCAAACUUCAGGAAAUUAUGAAAAUGAAUGGGAUUCUCAAUAUCAAUGGUAUGAAGUAUCAGACCGAGAUGAAGGAUCUGGAGCAUCUCGGAGAGCUUGGCAAUGGCACCUGUGGGCAUGUUGUCAAGAUGAGGCACAAACCGAGUGGUGUUGUCAUUGCUGUCAAGCAGAUGAGACGCUCUGGCAAUGCCGAGGAGAACAAGAGGAUUAUCAUGGAUCUCGAUGUUGUGUUGAAGUCACAUGAUUGUCCCUAUAUUGUACAAUGCCUCGGGUGCUUUAUUACCGAGUCGGAUGUGUGGAUUUGUAUGGAACUCAUGGCAACCUGUUUGGACAAGCUGCUGAAGAGGCUCAGGCAGUCUAUACCUGAGGAUUUUUUAGGGAAAGUUACUGUAGCUACUGUGAAGGCACUCUCGUACCUGAAGGAGAAACAUGGGGUUAUUCAUAGGGAUGUUAAGCCUAGUAAUAUUCUGCUGGAUGAGAUGGGGGGAGUCAAGUUGUGUGACUUUGGUAUCUCUGGGAGGCUUGUCGAUAGCAAGGCCAAGACCAGGAGUGCUGGCUGUGCAGCGUACAUGGCGCCCGAAAGAAUAGACCCCCCAGAUCCAACGAAACCAGAUUACGAUAUAAGAGCAGACGUGUGGAGUUUGGGUAUAACUCUCGUGGAAUUGGCUACUGGAGUUUUUCCCUAUCGAGACUGCAAGACUGAUUUUGAGGUUUUGAGCAGGGUAGUUCAAGACGAUCCACCUGUCCUCCCUCCAGACACUCAUUUUUCGAGGGAGUUUCGAUCGUUCGUCAACUCCUGUCUAACGAAAAACUAUAAACAUCGGCCUAAGUACCCCAAACUUAUGGAGCACCCGUUUAUUAAAAAAUACGAUACUCAUUCAGGGGAAAAUGCCAAUGGCCUGUCAAUGUCUGGAUGCCAAUGGUUCGACAGCGUAAUGCGACAGCUCGAGCCAAGUUUCAGGUCUAUUGGGGGCUCGGGCCACGUAUCGUUGAAGACAACAGCCCACAUGAGGAAUCAGGAGGGUGGAUUACUCAGGACUAAGACCAAAGAGCCAAUUUCCACAGUUACGUACAAUCAACGAGCCACUGAAAAUGGUACCUAUGUGCCCUACAGUCCCUAUGCACUCAGGAGGAGGGAGAUGAUGACGAGGCCUUUUUCACCACCAAGUGGCGAGCAGGAGAGGUCCUUUUCGCCUUAUCGCACUGAGGGGAGAUGCUCUAAUGGACAGAGCUUGGAAUCGAGACCUUAUUCGCCUUAUUUUGCACGAUUUGAGGAGGGGAGCGAUCGUUGGGGGAGUGCCCCACGAUCUCUCAGCCCUUUCUCCAGGGAUUAUUCACCUUGGAGACGGGAAAAUGUUGAUCCACCUGGGGUUGUUCAGCCAUUGGAGACUGGGAGAUAUUCACCCUUUGUACAGCCGAGGUACUAUCAUCCGCCACAAACACAUCCACCUGCACAUGAGAUUUAUGCAAGUCCUAUGAUGAGUCGUAAGAGGUUUCCCUCUGAGCCACCACCGCCUAGCUCUCACGGGACAACGAGUCCCCAACUAUUUAUUUCUCGUUUCACGAAUCAGUCGAAACAAGAAAAUAAUACAACAGUUGCCUCGCAAACUCCACCGCCUCCAUCGAAGGAAUCAGCGAAGAAGAGAUUUGCAUCAUAUGUUAGGCUGAGACUGGGAGGAGAUCGUUCAGCAUCACCUGAGCCACCACCCAGGCUUAGUCGUGGGGAAUCACCACUUGCUAUGCGAAGGAAUCUGCCGGAACAGGCUUCACCUUCAUUUCCACGAAGGUACGUGUCUCCCUCGCCACCACAGCCACCACCUCGACGACUUUCCGAAAGUAUCUCAGUGCCAGGAAGUCCCCAGUACUUUCGAGCUCGACUCCUUUACACUCCCGAGCCCCAACGAAAGCCUCCGCCCCCAUAACCCAACGUCAAUGUUAACGUUAAUGUUAUCAUCACCAAUCCACCAUCAAUCCUGGUGCCAUGCGUUACCAACGCUCCAGAGACUGUAAGUAAAUACACGGAUUACGAUGACGAUCCAAAGACGAGCUUCACCUGUGGCGCACUACUCUGCAGUGUAAAACCAAAAAAACGUAGCACAAGGAACGAUCAAUGGUUCACCUGGAGGACCGUUCGUGAUAAUAGAAAUUUUUUGCACGCAUAGGUUGAAGAAAUUUCGAGAGAUGCGAAGAUUUUAAAGAUUCUGUAGCGAAAAGGUAGAGGGUAACAAGUCUACUUGUUCUUUCGUCGAAUUUUCGAGGAAUAUCUCCGUGUCUAAGAGGACUAGUGUAAUUUUUCAUGGCUCCUUUUGUUGAGCAAAAUUUGUGCUACAAAGAACGUUUCAUCACAAAUUGCAUUAUCUCUUUUAGCUGUUGGGAUAUUUCACAAAAAUGUACUUAUUAGCUAAAUCGACUUGUUAUCCUGGUCUUGUUUUCUAGUCGAGGUUUUAAGGGAUAUCUCUGAAACUAAGAAAGAUAGCAAAAUUUUUCUCAGGGCUUUUGUUGUAGGGUAGAUCAAUGAGAGUUAGAAAAAAGGUUUUCUGGCCUUAUGACAUAAAUUAAGAUUUAGAAAAGUUUCACCUAUCUCUCUUCGAGUCACAGAUAUUUACAGAAAACUUCACUGCUGGGUUAAUGAGGAGAAAAUUCAGUAGUUAAUCAAAUUGUCUGUUGCCACUUUGAUACUGAACGAUAAAAACUCACAGGCCUUUUUUGCAAACUUCAAGUGUGAAGGAAAUUUUAUCGAUAUAUAAGCCUCUUGUAUUAAUGUGUAUUUGUAUAAAACGCAGUGCUCAACUUUUUAUAUCGCUUGUGGAAAAAGUACUCAACGAAGAGGAAAAAAAUAUAGCAAAGUUUGAGAGCAGUUUGUGUGGCUUUUUUGUCAGAAGCUGAACGUUGAACUAUGGAAACAGUGAGGAUGUAUGCUCCUACGAUUGUUCAGUCACGUAUUUCGUCUAGAGUGAAUAUUGCCGUUUGUAUUGCUACUUUUCUAUUUGAAAAACUCGAAUGUCUGUGGCUUCUGUAUCUUUUUCAGACCACAGGGAGUCAAAAAUUUCCUAAUAUUAGAAAAUAAGUUUCUAGAACUGAGAAGUUUUAGGAAAAAAAAUUCCAGAAUCAAGAAUAAAUUUUGUCAAAUGUAGAAACUUUUUUUCUCUAACUGCAACGUCAAAGAAGAAAAAAUCUUUCUAGAUAACCAGAGUUUUCCCGCAAUGUGAACAUAUUUAGACGUAAAUUUUUUGUACGACAAGCGUUCGAUCGAUCCUGAAUUCACUAAAGAACCUGUGGAGUGAGAGAAUCGGUUGGAGGUAAUGCACAAGUCAUUCGAGGCCCUAAUCAUGCAAGUCUCUGGAUCCUGGAGACGUUGAUUGUAAAUUGUUUGAGAGGAGCAGGUCGUUGUAAUUAUUAGUUUUAAUCACUACUUCAUUCAUUGAACAUCACGUUCGAAGAAUAACCGACACGCGCAUGACCUACAUUUAAAACAGCAUCGAGAAUGAAAAAGGAACACGAACAAUAACUUUCGUCGCUUAUUUGACAGAGGGAUCUGUUGUAUUGUAAAUAAACUUAUAUUUAUACGGAUGAAA
Fopius arisanus is the source of this 4104-nucleotide messenger RNA. RefSeq names its product dual specificity mitogen-activated protein kinase kinase 7. Bases 262 to 2451 code for a protein of 729 amino acids. The transcript has 7 exons. The record is from RefSeq and is a predicted model, not a curated record. Lineage: Eukaryota; Metazoa; Arthropoda; Insecta; Hymenoptera; Braconidae. Gene Ontology annotation, biological process: protein phosphorylation. Gene Ontology annotation, molecular function: ATP binding; protein kinase activity.